AUGUCCCCAGAGGGGCUUCAUCAGCACUGUGAGAGGUGUUACAGCCUCCACUGCCAAGCCCCCGUGAACACCUCUGUCUCCUGUGUGGUCAUUAAGUGUCAUCUACAUUGUGGCGCUGCCUUCCAUAAGUGUAAGGAGGAGGAGCACCAGUUACUAUGUCCCAAUGAGAUGGUCCCCUGCCUCAACGUUGACUACGGCUGUCCCUUCACCAUGCACCGCCACAGGCUAGCCAAGCACCUGGAGGUCUGUCCCGCUAGCACUGUCAUCUGCUCCCAGCAAUGGAUCCGCUUCCCAGUGGAAGACACAGACUCUUCCAUCUACAGUGGUGUGAUGUGGAGUGAUGUGAUGUGGUGUGCUGCUGUGUCUUCCACUGGGAAGACGGAUCCCCGAGUUUACUGCUAUUGCUACAGGACCACCCUGGUUGACCCUGAGAAGCAGCUGAACGUGUCCAUGGCCCUGAGAGACCAGGAGCUCCUCUUCAGAUGCCUCAAGAUGAAGAACGUCUUCCCUGAGCUGAUGGAGAAGGUGGAAGCAGAAUCUGCUCAGAAAGAGAUAGAUGUAGGGGUCACCAGCUCUGCAGGUGAAGGUUGUAGUUCAUUAGACCCCAGUGAAGCAAUGGAAGAUGGAUAUAACGGUUAUGGAGAUGGGAUGGAGCUGGAGAAGGAACUGAGUCAGGAAGAAAGGGAGGAUGGGAUGGAGCUGGAGAAGGAACUGAGUCAGGAAGAAAGGGAGGCCUUGGCCAAGAACAAGGACGUUCUCCAGAACUACAGUUCCUAUGAGACCAUGUUCAGAAAAGAGAUGAAGGGAUGCCAACAAACCGUCAAAAACAUGGAAAAGAAGUUGAAUCCCGGUGAUGGUGAAGAAGAGAAAGCAUUUAGCUUGUCAAAUGGUCAUGGAGAGCUGGAUGGGGAUGGAUCAUCCAAGGAGUGCCAGGAGAAUGGAGCUACUGCACGUGCUGUGGACGUCACCAGGUCUGGCCUUGCACCGUGGCAGGACGGGGUCAUGGAAAGACUGCGUAGAGAGGUCACCACUGCAGACUACAACAUGUAUUUGGUCCACCAUGGAGCUAUGCUGAUCAACUUCGGUCAGCUUGCCGCCUGCACCCCAAGGGACAAGGACUUUGUUUAUGGAAAGCUGGAGCCCAUAGAGGUUCAAACUGUCAGAACGUUCAACGUUCCCACGAGCUACCGGCCGAAACGGAUUCACAUGCGCGACCCUUGGUCACCGAUGGUCAACAAGAGUGUUGACACGUCAGAUCUAGGCGUGUCCGUAGAAGAUCUUCCAAAGUGUGAUGAAGUCAAUGCAACUUUGUUGUGCUUCUUGGAGAAAGAGCUGAAGGGUCACAACAUCUCAGAGGGUGGAGGAGCAGACGGCUUCUAUGUACACAUUGGAACACAGACUUACAACAUCCCAUCUGCUCCGUUCAAACCUGAAGCCUCUCUGGCAGACAUCAUCACAGACACACACAAAGGCCUCUAUGUCCAGAUCCAAGCUGAGGACAUAACCAGAAGACACAACUUUACCAACUCUGCCUUUAGUUACCUCUGUGGCCACGUCUUCCGCCGCGAUGAGUACCACACUCACUUCAAGAACGUGCACUUGGACAUCCAGUCCUGCCUGAACGGCUGGUUCGAGCAGCGCUGUCCUCUAGCGUACCUAGGCUGCAACUACAGUCAGAGCAGGUUCCAUCCCGCAGGUCAGAGAGCCACAGUCACCUACCGCCAGGAUCUCAGCACCUUCAGCCUCAAACCAGAGGGCCCCUCAAUGCUGUCCGACUCUGAGAAAACCAUCAGCAUCACCUCUGACAGGAAGCAUCCCCGUAAACUGGACCUGUUGAGCAGACUUCCCUUUGAGAUCCUCCAUCACCUGGCAGGGUUCCUGGACAGCUUUAGCCUGUCUCAGCUGUCCCAGGUGUCCCAGUUGAUGAGGGAGGUGUGUGUCACACUGCUAGAGGAGAGGGGGAUGGUCUAUCUGAAAUGGGAGAAGAAGACCUCCCAUGGGGGGUCUUCAUGGAAAUGUAGAAAACACGUAUGGAAGUUUAGCAGUCUGUUUUCCAAGGUGGACAGGUGGUGCUUUGACGAUGUCCCCUCCAUGUCUGAGCACCUGAAGGUCUGCCCUUUCUACCAGAGAGAGGAGCUCAGUAAGCCUGUAAAACUAGCCAGUAUGGAGGGGACCAGAGAGAGACCCCAGGGCCUACUGGACCUGCUCCAGGAGUCCAAGGUUCUCGAUUUAGAAGGCAAGAGUCGCAGGCUGAACAUCAAAUCCGUGGGGAUUUUGGAGGACGAAGAACAAGAGAAACGCACAGAGUUUGUGUCCAAGCUAAUUCCCAAGCUCCUGGGUGACGACAACUUCCCAAAGCCCCUCAUCAUUGACCGUGCACACCGCUCUCUACAUGUGAAGCCCUCACCAGGUGUCAAGCCGCGCACCAUAAUCGCAAGGUGCAUGAGCUCUCAGAAAUGUGUCUACGUAAAGCCUGCCACGCAGCCAGCUACAGAGCCUGCCAUGGAGCCUGCCAUGGAGCCUGCCUCGGAGCCAGCCACGGAGCCAGCCGCGGAGCCUGCCACGGAGCCUGCCAUGGAGCCUGCCUCGGAGCCUGCCACAGAGCCAGCCAUGGAGCCAGCCACGCAGCCAGCUACAGAGCCAGCCACGGAUUAA
Messenger RNA from Salvelinus namaycush (lake trout), 2655 nucleotides. RefSeq names its product F-box only protein 40. Gene Ontology annotation, molecular function: protein binding; ubiquitin protein ligase activity; zinc ion binding. The transcript has 7 exons. Gene Ontology annotation, cellular component: cytoplasm. The coding region runs from base 1 to 2655 and encodes 884 amino acids. The record is from RefSeq and is a predicted model, not a curated record. NCBI's taxonomy places the organism in Eukaryota, Metazoa, Chordata, Actinopteri, Salmoniformes, Salmonidae.